Molecule: messenger RNA, 717 nt
Organism: Aphidius gifuensis
Lineage: Eukaryota; Metazoa; Arthropoda; Insecta; Hymenoptera; Braconidae
Product: hypodermin-B-like
Exons: 4
Coding region: 1-717 (238 amino acids)
Biological process (GO): proteolysis
Molecular function (GO): serine-type endopeptidase activity
Source: RefSeq, a predicted model, not a curated record
AUGCUACGUGUAAAUGGAAAUCUGCCAAAAAAAAUUUAUGGUGGAAAUACAGUUUCUAUAAUUGAUAAUCCAUGGCAAGUAUCGAUACAAAUUAGAAAUCAACAUAUUUGUGGAGGUGCUAUUAUUUCAAUGAAUUUCGUUUUAACUGCUGCAAGUUGUGUAACAUCUCAACCUAAUAUAGUAUAUGGCAACAUUGAAGUAUUGAGUGGAACAAAUGAUCUCACGAAAAACUCCGAAGAUUUAUAUUGGAAAAUUCAUGAAAAUUACAAUCCUCAUAUAAAUUGGAUCAAUGAUAUAGCUAUUCUUAAACUAUCAUCAUCAUUAUAUUAUUCUAUUUAUCGUCAAAAAGCUGGUUUUCCAGUGACAAUUACGAAUCGAGCUCUAUAUCGUUUGACAGGAUGGGGAAAUAAUCCUGAAACUAAUCUCAUGUCAAGAUAUCUUCAGCAGAUAAAUGUUAAAACAAUUUCGCCAAAAAUUUGCAGGCCACAAUACUAUAAAGAAUAUUAUCUUGGUGAUUCGCAGCAUUGUUUAUUUCCACGUAUAACAACAGCACAAAUAACUUGGGGUAAUGGAGGCAGCCCGGUCAUGAUGGCACGAAAAAUUAUUGGAAUUAUUUCUACUAUUCCAUUGGAUUCUCAACAGUACCCUGUUAUUUAUACUUUCAUUCGUCCUUACAUUGAUUGGAUUAAAGAAAUUGAGAAAAAAUUUGAAUGCUAA